UGGUUGUCACGGCGGAGAGGCGGGCCGCGGCGCCGGCAGAGGUUGGUUGCGGCGGUGCCGGGUUACAUAGGGCGGAGUACAGCGUGUCCUUGGGCGCAGACGGAGCGGGAGGUGCCGGAGUGCGGUCGCGGUAGCCGAGGGCGCAGCCAGACAGGCAGUACUGACCAUGGGAGACGUUGAGAAAGGCAAGAAGAUCUUUGUCCAGAAAUGCUCCCAGUGCCACACGGUUGAAAAGGGAGGCAAGCACAAGACUGGGCCCAACUUGAAUGGCCUAUUCGGACGCAAGACUGGUCAAGCUGAGGGUUUCUCUUACACGGAUGCUAAUAAGAACAAAGGUAUCACCUGGGGAGAGGAUACUCUGAUGGAGUAUUUGGAAAAUCCAAAGAAGUAUAUUCCUGGAACAAAGAUGAUCUUUGCGGGUAUUAAGAAGAAGGGCGAGAGAGCAGACUUAAUAGCAUACCUCAAAGUUGCCACUGCAAAGUAAAAGUUAUCUGCUGCCUUAUUUAUUUCACAAAGGAGAUGGCAAUGGAAAUGUCUGUGAUGAGAUUGGUUUUUAAACUUUCUAUUUUUACAUGUACUGUGUCUAACCUUAAAAUCUGUCUCACCCAUCAGAUAACUUUGCUCACGGUGGGUCACUGGAGUACACGCUUGUUUGGCAGCCAUUAACUUAACAAAGACUAUGUAAUUGGGUACAGUCAUCCUUGAUCAUAAAAAUUAAAAAAUAAAUAAACAUUUCCUGCCUCUUCAUUGUUUAAAAAAAUAUGUAAAUAAUAAAAUGAGAAAUUGUCAGCAGCAUAA
Hirundo rustica (Barn swallow) is the source of this 798-nucleotide messenger RNA. RefSeq names its product cytochrome c. Gene Ontology annotation, biological process: mitochondrial electron transport, cytochrome c to oxygen; mitochondrial electron transport, ubiquinol to cytochrome c. Gene Ontology annotation, molecular function: electron transfer activity; heme binding. Bases 167 to 484 code for a protein of 105 amino acids. The transcript has 3 exons. NCBI's taxonomy places the organism in Eukaryota, Metazoa, Chordata, Aves, Passeriformes, Hirundinidae. Gene Ontology annotation, cellular component: mitochondrial intermembrane space. The record is from RefSeq and is a predicted model, not a curated record.